Aedes aegypti (yellow fever mosquito) is the source of this 1550-nucleotide messenger RNA. Its product is annotated as zinc finger protein 583-like. Gene Ontology annotation, molecular function: DNA-binding transcription factor activity, RNA polymerase II-specific; RNA polymerase II cis-regulatory region sequence-specific DNA binding; zinc ion binding. Gene Ontology annotation, biological process: regulation of transcription by RNA polymerase II. Gene Ontology annotation, cellular component: nucleus. Lineage: Eukaryota; Metazoa; Arthropoda; Insecta; Diptera; Culicidae. The transcript is spliced from 5 exons. The record is from RefSeq and is a predicted model, not a curated record. The coding region runs from base 128 to 1396 and encodes 422 amino acids.
AUAUACAACUGAAGCAUCUUGUUUAUAAGAAACAGCUGUGUUCUGUGAGAUAUCGAAAGAAAAUUAAUAGGACGAUAAACAAGUUGGAUACAAAUCAGAUGUGAUAACAAAUUACAACUCGAAGAAUAUGGCAAAAUUUACCAUUGAAACUAAAGGCAACAUUUUCAACAACUCAUCUCAGAUUUGUCGUCUGUGCAUGAGUAAAGAAUCACUGAGUGAUAUGUAUAAGGAAUAUGGGCUACAUCAAUGGAUAGAGGACUAUCUCUCGAUCAUGGUGUCUGUUGAGGAUAACAUGAGCAAACUAAUAUGCGCUAUCUGUCGAACUCGGUUGACUGAAUUUCAUCAAUUUCGGAGUCGUUGUCAAGAUGUACAGGGUAUUCUGCUAUCCAUGAAUCGCACUAGUGGCAUUGAAACGGAACAUACUGGCGAACAACCUGUGAAAGACCCGGUCAUGAGCAAAGUCGAGCAAAGCGAUCUACCAGUCCAGUGUGAAGUGUGCUAUAAGGUGUUCAAGACCAAUAAGCAACUGUUUAAUCACAACAGAAUUCAUCGGCCGAAGAAGCACAAAUGCAUACAAUGUGGGAAGUCGUUUGUUAGACGUGAACAUUUGGAUAAACAUAUAAAGAUACAUGUGGAAAAAAUAGAGGAAAAGUCUGAGCAAACGGAUUCGACCAAAAUCUGUGUAGCGAUUCCAACUGCUGAUAUAGAACUCUCUGCUGAAGAACCUUAUCAUCCUCGGUUACCUGUACUGCAACCAAAUGCUGUAAAACUAGAGCCACCUGAUAAUGAUUCAACUGAUGUAGCUCAUCUAGAUCACCAAGAAAUCCAUACUGAAGGCAGACUAGUGGAAGACCUUGAGGAUAUGAUUGACAUAGAGGAAAUGAAAGUAGAAAAUCGUUCAGAUUCCGAUGAAGUAACACCGAGUGACGCGCCAAAAGAUACAAUUUCAACUAAGGGAAAAAGCGUUGAAAAGUUGUUCAAGUGCGAUUUAUGCCCAAAGUCGUUUAGGCUCAAAUGUAGACUAGGAUUCCACAAACAGUACACACACGGCACAAAGCAACACGAGUGUCCUAUUUGUGGAAGGCCGUUUGGAUUUCGGCACCAUAUGGAACAGCACAUCCGAACGCACGAAUCAAUUCAAGAACGCCAACGACUUGAUACAGAACAGGGCAAUUCCAGACCAUUCCAGUGCGAUUUGUGUCAGAAGACAUUCAAAGCCCAGAAAGCACUAGCGCACCAUAAGCGAUACAGGCAUGGACCGAAAACGCACGAGUGUCACAUCUGCGGUUUCCAGUUCACGUUGGCGUGUCGCUUGGCAAAGCAUUUACGAAGUCACAGUCGAAGACGCGAGAGCAAAGAAGAUUUCCAAAAGGAUACAGCAAUAAAACUAAAAUAAAACCGAGGAACAGGUUAAUGGAAACAUCUUUUAUUGGCGGUUCGAUAAUAUGCUAACUAGUUAGACAUAUGAAACUAACAACACUCAUGUAACAUGAUAUGAAGGCCAUACUGUGUACUAUGUAUUGCGCUAAAGUAAAUGUCCACUUUAACGA